AUGUUACAUAUAUAUCCUGUUCUCCUCUCGAUUGUACUUGUGCAAUCGAAUGUGAUAUUGUCAUGUUCUCGAAAAUACAAAUACAAAAUCAUCCAAUUAUUACAGUCAUUUGUUAAUAUUAUCAUUUUCCACUCCAUCAUCGGAAAACAUUCGACUCAUCUCAAUGGAAAAUUCCGACAAAGUCCAGCUUAUUUUACGCGUUUUUAUCUUUGA
Messenger RNA from Adineta ricciae, 213 nucleotides. The record is from the annotation of a GenBank genome assembly. Lineage: Eukaryota; Metazoa; Rotifera; Eurotatoria; Adinetida; Adinetidae.